UUUGCUCCAUUUGGUAUAUGGAACAGGAGACUUCAAAUCUAUCCAAGGGGGAACAUAAAGGAAGGAGGGGAGGGACAUAUUUCCUUAUAUAUAGAGGUGGUGGAAAAUCACCCCAUUGUUGGGCCAUUAAAUGUCAUAAUCAAAUUAUUUGUGAAAGAUCAAAUGGAAGAAAAGUAUUAUACUAUCCCAGAUUAUAAAGCAGUGCACUUGAGUGGGCUAAAACGGAUAUGGGGUAUCCCUAAAUUCAUGGAUCUCGAGGUUUUUAAUGAUUCUUCGAACGGAUACUUGGUGAAUGAUGCAUGUUUGUUUGGAGCCGAGAUUUUCAUAAUCACACCAUUGAGCAAAGUGGAUGUGUUGUCUUUAAGGGACGAUGGAAAAUGGUUAACCCGAACCCACUUUUGGAAGGUCAAAUCUUUUAGUGAAAUUAAUUUCGUAGAGUCAGACACAUUCACUUGCGGGGAUUUUAGAUGGAAGAUCAGGCUCUUUCCUAAAGGGGCUUCGGAAGACAUCAAGUGGAAAUACAUUUCGGUUUAUCUAUGUUUGGAUGUGUCGUCUAUUCCGUCCGAUACUAAAGUCAGUACUACUUAUACAUUGCGUGUAACCAACGAGGAAAAGUCAACUAUCUUUGAAGAAAAAAGUAAUUAUCAUUACUUUAGUGAACUACGUCAAUUUGACGGAGUUCUCAAGUUUAUGUCACUUGCGAAAAUACUAGAUCCAUCAAGAGGAGUUUUGGUGAAUGAUACUCUCUUUAUUGAAGCGGAAGUUUCUAUUCUUGGUGUGGAUGGAUUAAGAAAGUUGCGAGCUGAACGUUCAGACAUUUCUGAUGUCGAUUUGGCUGAAGAAGUUUUUGGUACUCAAGAGAAGGGAAAAAUUAUAGGAAUGGAAUCGGUUUUAGCUUACAGAGUUAGAGGCCCUACAAUGUAA
Impatiens glandulifera is the source of this 924-nucleotide messenger RNA. RefSeq lists its product as uncharacterized. NCBI's taxonomy places the organism in Eukaryota, Viridiplantae, Streptophyta, Magnoliopsida, Ericales, Balsaminaceae. The annotation marks the transcript as partial. The transcript is spliced from 5 exons. The record is from RefSeq and is a predicted model, not a curated record. Gene Ontology annotation, molecular function: protein binding.